Molecule: messenger RNA, 960 nt
Organism: Vollenhovia emeryi
Lineage: Eukaryota; Metazoa; Arthropoda; Insecta; Hymenoptera; Formicidae
Exons: 5
Coding region: 44-790 (248 amino acids)
Source: RefSeq, a predicted model, not a curated record
CUGCAAUCAUAGUCGAUCAACCUGUUUGCUGGAAAACUAAACAAUGAACGUGUUACUCUACGCUCUCAGUAUAUUCAGCGUUACGGCAUUCGGAUUUUUCUCACAAUCAACUGGAGAAUCUACGCUUCCCGUAACUGUCUGCAAGAGGAAUUCAGCUGAUUAUUCCACAUGUUUAAAACACGCUUUAGAGGAAGCAUGGCCACGAUUUGUUAAAGGACUUCCAGAAUUUGACUUUCCUGCUUUGGAUCCAUUAUUUCUCGAACGUGCCACAGCUGUAUUAAAUUUAGGCGAGAUACAUGGAGAAAUAACUGCGUCAAACCUGACUGCUAUUGGUUUAUCGAAGACUCAUUUUUCUGAUAUAAGAACGCAUUUUCUUGAUGACAUUUUCCGUUUGGAAAUUGACGCAGAAGUACCAUGGUUGUACGUAGAAAGUGCUGUACAAGCAAAUAGUACUUUAAGUGUGUUCAGAAUUACUGGUAAAGGUCAUUUUAAUGAAACUCUGACUGAAGUCAGAGGAACGUGGGAUAUGACAGGGCAUGUAGUGAACGACACAUGGAUUGUAGAACAUUUCCGUAUCACUCCGUCAGUUGGAAAACUUAAAAUAUAUUUCGACAAUUUGUUAGAACAAGGCAAAGAGUUUAAUGAUGUUGUCGUGAAUUUUAUUAACGAAUAUUGGCCGGCUUUAUAUCGAAUAGUAUUACCAAUACUAGCUGAUGUAUACGAUCCUUGGCUAGUUGAUUUUCCUAAUAAGUUUUUCUCAAAAAUUAAAUUCUCAGAAAUAUUUCCAUAAAAAUUGUAUAUUUAUUAUACGUCAGUAAGAUACCACAUUUUUUGUAAAAAUGAAAACAAUAUUUAGCUUUGUAAACAUUAAAACUAUGUAAGAUAUAUUUCUGAGAUUGUAUUAUUUAAUCUUCGUAUUUUAACUAUUGGAAGCAAAAUAAAAAAAUUAUUCCUCUCCUA